Xyrauchen texanus (razorback sucker) is the source of this 2651-nucleotide messenger RNA. Its product is annotated as P-selectin glycoprotein ligand 1-like. Gene Ontology annotation, biological process: hemopoiesis; leukocyte tethering or rolling. The coding region runs from base 145 to 1101 and encodes 318 amino acids. Gene Ontology annotation, cellular component: plasma membrane. The transcript has 2 exons. The record is from RefSeq and is a predicted model, not a curated record. Lineage: Eukaryota; Metazoa; Chordata; Actinopteri; Cypriniformes; Catostomidae.
CUCAGCUUUAGCCUGACGCUUUAAGAGGCUUGACUUCCUGUAGUUUCUCAUCGAACAGGUUUUAAGGCAUUCAUUUGUGAACUAUGCGGGGGGCCUAACAUUUCCAUCAAAAACAUAGAUCAGCGAUACAAACAGAAGAUUGCAAUGGUGACUAACAGACAUUGGUGUGUAUCAGUUCUUGUUUUGCUGUUCACUCUGAACAAUCUGGUCACAUCAAGAUAUCUCUCCAGGAUGAAGAAGGAAAUUAGCUACGACACGACAUCCACAAACACCAUUGACAGACACAGUACAAACAUAACUGGACCUGAGACGGUAAGGAUCACCACUGUGGACCAUUUGAAGGCUAUGAGUGCACAAACCAUUGUGGUUAAAACUGAUAGACCUGAUUUAAACGUCUCUGUGACAAGUAUGGACCACCAAUAUAUUUCAAACUCGAGCUACACCCAAAAAAAUGAAGGGAAUGAGACUUCGGGAAACCACUUCAAUGGAACUGAGAGUGUGACAGUCAGCCAACCAACAGGUAAUGAGAACACUUCGUACACCCAACAUCCUAAGAGAAAUGAUAGUAUUGGACAUGUUUCACAAGCAGGAAGUUCUGCCCCCACAUUUCCUGCAUUGUUAGGUCCCAGUGAGGUAACUGAAAUGCAUACAACAGCAGCUACAACAACAAUUCCUUCGGAUAAUUCGACAACAUCUACUGCACCUCGAUCAACGUCUUCACGCGUCAUUCAAAACCAAAUGUCAACCACGGAAAAGGCUCCCUUGUGUUUCACAACUUCUCCUCAGAGGGAUGGACUUGUGAGUCACUGCCUUAUCGCCAUUGCUUCAAUGGCUGCCCUGACAACCAUCUUUAUCAUAAGCACCAUCUGUCUGGCAACCAAACUCUCCAGAUAUAGAUUCAGACACAAGGCACAUCUUCUUCUCCAGGAGACAGAGAUGGUCUGCAUUUCUGCCUUGAUGAAUGAUACUGAUCACCCAGUUCCAAAGCCAAGACACCCCAAGUGUAAUGGAGCAUUGAUCCCUAAUACUGAGGAUGGAGAUCCUGAUGGAGAUAAUCUGACCCUGAACAGCUUUCUUCCUGAUAAUGAUGGCCCACUUUAGAAGUUACAAGUUUCUUAUGCAUGCACUGAGCUUUUGCUGAAGGACUCUAGUGAUAGACCACAGAAAGACAACUGCCAUGAGAUUACAUUAAGUCACUGCUUUGCAGUUAGAACUAAAUCAUCCAGACAUGAUAUAAACCCAGCUCUAAAACAUUCUGCCUACCUUUACAAUGAAUAAAAAACUAAAGGUAUAGUGGCCAAAAAGCCAUUAUGUGGAUCACUGGCUUAUCAUAAGGCUUUGAAGCACUUUCCUAAAACCACACAAACAUCGCCCAGUGGUCAAUUUAAUGUGUGGGCUUACAUCUGGAAGACGUAUUGUUAAGGUUGUUUGCUCAACUGCAUAUAAGAAGUUUCAUUUCAAAUGUCUAUUGGCCAUUAAGCAGAUGUUUUUGAGAUGUUUUAGAAUGUUUGAAAACCUGAUCUUUUUAAGAUGUUUAGCAAAUGUUAAUUAGAACGCUUUCCAGAUGAAAUGUGUUCAAACAGACAUCUCGUAUAUGUACAUUUCCUUUCUGGGUACGCUUUUGUUUUUCUACGUAAACAUGCGCUAGACUGACAUCUUUGACUGUUGCUCCACGUCUCAUUGUUUAUCAGCAUCAACAUGCAGGAGUGCAAUAUUUUUUAGACUCUGUGUAACCUUAAAAAAGCUCCUUGAGUCACCUGCGUUCUGCUCUAUUUGUUGCUUUUCAUCUAGCUUUAUUUCCCGUUUAGUCUAUACGGCACCUUAGUAUAAUUUAUUUGUUCAAUACUGAAUAAUAAUGAACUAGACACUUUUAUAUUUUUUAUGUUUUUGUAUGCCUGAUAGCAGUUUAAAUCUUUAGUUCACAAUUUUUGUGCUGAAAUACUAUAAUACACUUGGCAGAAUGUAUUACUGAACAUGCGCUAGAAUAUGUACUAUUCCUGUUUGUGGUUAAAGUAGUGCCAUAUAAUUUAGAGAGAGUAGACCUAAAAAAAAAUUCAAGUCUUUAAGCUUUUAGUAUAGCAUUGGUGCAAAUGUACAUAAAAUGCAAGCAUUUAAAUGUACUCUGAUUUUUUUUGCUUUUGUACAUAAGGCUUUUCCAUUGUCUCCUUUUUUGAAUCAAAGGAAAUAAAAAAUGCUGUGACACAAGUCAAAAGGAUUGGCACAUCUGGGGGAAAAAAACAGAAUGAGAAAAGAAAUGCGAUUCUCAGAAAAUAUAAAUCAUAUUUCAGUCUUUCACAUAUAGGUCCUUUAAUUUUUGCUUUGUUUUUAAUAUCAUAUUUAAUAUAAUAACAAACCUUUAUUGUGUAUGUAUGACUUCAGAUGUCGAUAGGCUAAUAGACCCUGUGUAUAUCAUGUUUAUAUACCUGUACUGUUCUGUUUGUUCAAGUGCUUGUCAGAAAAAUAUAUUGCCCAGUGUUCAGAAAACCUUCUUCAAGGGCAUCAUGCCAUCAAUUACUUAGCAGGACUCUCAGUGAGUAUUCUGUUAGUUAUUUAGAAAUAACUAAAUGGUGUGCAAGGCCUGAGACCAGUCUGCAAUAUUUACCCUGCUACUGUUACCUGAAUUAAUUUUGUAAUUGUUAAAUAAAUCAUUA